Messenger RNA from Mollisia scopiformis, 726 nucleotides. RefSeq lists its product as uncharacterized. Lineage: Eukaryota; Fungi; Ascomycota; Leotiomycetes; Helotiales; Mollisiaceae. Gene Ontology annotation, cellular component: nucleus. The record is from RefSeq and is a predicted model, not a curated record. The transcript is spliced from 2 exons. Bases 1 to 726 code for a protein of 241 amino acids.
AUGUCGUCUGGUUUCGUAUCUGGAGGAACAAUUGAGGAACCAAUAGAGAGAGACGAGGCAUGGCUCGCUGCGCAAAAAGAGGUGGAAGCCAAUCACCGAAGAAAGGCAGAACUAGCAAGACAAAACAAUGGGAAAUCACUCUUUGAAACUCUGGAAGCCAAUAAAGCUGCUAAGCAAGAAGCAUUUGAAGAAGCUGCCAAAUUAAAGCAUCAAUUUCAAUCGUUGAACGAAGAUGAAGCCGAAUUUCUGGACUCGAUACUUGAGCGCACUCGUGCCGAAGAGGACAGAGUGAAGAAGGAGACCCAGGAAGGACUUGCUUUGUUCCGACAGCAACAAGAAGAGGUGGAUAAGAAAGCAAGGAGAGGUAGCGAUGGAGCAGCUGUAGCAGACACUCCUGCGGAGGAUGAGUCGUGGGCUGCUGGACGGAAACGCAAAAGGGCGAAAGAAAAGGAAGGGCUUAAAGGAGUCAAACUUCGCAGAUCCUCAACAACGGAAGCUAUGAACCCUCCCCAAGCCAGUCCAACGACCCGAGCCCAAGCAACUACAAACAGUACGGCUACCAAGGACCCGGUGGUGAAAACGGAUCCGAAACCCCCAUCUGUCGCCGACAAAACAAAAUCACAAGAUCAACCUGAAGCGUCAAGUAAUGAGAAGAAAACUCCAAUUCCAUCCAAGGGCGCUUUAGGAUUGGUCGACUACGGUUCAGACGAAGAAGACGACUGGUAA